This is a messenger RNA of Synchiropus splendidus (mandarinfish), 6611 nucleotides long. RefSeq names its product biorientation of chromosomes in cell division 1-like 1 (gene bod1l1). The transcript is spliced from 38 exons. The coding region runs from base 149 to 5203 and encodes 1684 amino acids. The record is from RefSeq and is a predicted model, not a curated record. NCBI's taxonomy places the organism in Eukaryota, Metazoa, Chordata, Actinopteri, Syngnathiformes, Callionymidae.
GUCGGAGCCUUUUGUGCUUCCGGUUGAAUCCCGCUUCGAACUUCAAUGACCAAAACAAAAAGGCGCAACCGAUUGAUUCGUUUUAAGCUUAUGUUUUGUGGAAUUUGCUGCAUUUAACCCCUUGUCUUGGUGUUUGUUGGGUUCAGAUAUGGCAGGUUUACCGCCCGGUGAUCCCCAGCUGGUGUCGAUGAUCGUCAGUCAUUUAAAAACACGGGGACUGUUCGACCAGUUCAGGAGGGAUUGUUUGGCAGACGUGGACACCAAGCCAGCAUACUUAAACCUGAAGCAAAGAGUGGACAACUUUGUCUCCAAUCACCUUUCCAACCACACAUGGAGCCCUCACUUAAACAAGAACCAGCUGAGAAAUAACAUCAGGCAGCUUGUCCUUCAGUCUGGAAUGCUGGAACAGGGAGUGGAUCGGAUAGUGGCUCAGGUGGUGGACCCCAAGGUCAACCACAUAUUCAGGCCACAUGUGGAGAGAGUUGUCCGUGAAUUUUUGUCUCCUGGCAGUGUUUCUGAAGACGAGCCACUUCCACCGCUCCCCUCUACUGAGACCAAAGCAGACGGAAGCAGUAGUGUUCCUGAGCCAGCUUCAUCUUCUGCUCCUACUUCAGCGGCUCCAGGAAGUGCCCUCUCCAUCCUCGACACUAUUUCCUCCCUGAACCAAGAGGUGAAGCUUCCAGAGGGAGAAGGGAAGGGCUCAGAUGAGCCCAUGGAGCUUGCUGAAGAGGAUGAGAAAGAUAUGAGUCUUGAUGAAGAAGACGAGGAACAACCUGCCAGGAAGACAUUAGAAGAAGCGGAGGAGACCAAAUCAGCAGCAGUGGAGGUCCAGAGUGUCGAAGUGAAGAUGGACGACACUCCGGAGGAGACUGGAGAGAGUAAAGAGAGGCAUGCAGAUCAUAUAAAGGUGGAAGAGGAGGAUCAGAAAGAGGAAGAAAAGGACAAACCUGGCACCAAAUCAGCUGAAAGGCCUUCAGAAGAGAAACAAGAGGAGGAUUUAUUGAAGACGGAAAGUCAGGCCAAGCAGAAAGCCAGAGAGAGAAUGAAAGAAGAGUAUUCUCUGGAGGACUCCGACCUAGACGGCUUGAGUGACAUCACAGUGAGCUCAGUCCACACGAGCGACCUGUCGUCUUUCGAAGAACAGAGUGAAGAUGAAGUGCAGCCAUCUGAUUCUUCUGAAGAGGGGGAGAUAACCACAGAUGGUGAACAAUCGACAAACAAAGACGACAGUCUCUCAGGAGAAGGAGACAAAACAUUGAAGCCUCGGAGGAAAGCCUAUGUUCACAAGCCUUUCCUCUACUCCCGCUAUUAUAGCGACUCUGAUGAUGAAGUCACUGUGGAGGAGCGGAGAAGAUCUGCUGCCAAGGAUAAAGAAGAAAGACUCCUCAAAAGGCAGCAAAACAGAGAGAGGAUGGAGGAGAGACGGAAACAAAAGGCAGCACAAGCAGAAGAGCAAGAUCGCAGAAAACAAAGGAAAAAAGAAUCUGAUGGUCAGAGACCAAGAGCUAAAGAGGCUCGCAAGGAGCAGAAAGUCCUGGAGAAGAAAAUGGCCCUCAGCAGGAAGAGGAAGUUAGAUUCCAGAAAACAGGUGGAUCCAUCUAUCAAGAAGAAGGGAGAUGCAGGGGAUGGCUUGAAGAAAACCGAGCUAAUGUCUGCACCAAGACCCCCACAGCAAAAACCGAUCCGACAUUUGUCUGAAGGAUCUGAUGAAAAGCACCGCAAAAAGAGUGUCGAGGAUUCCAGCGACGGCAAGAAGCUCCCAGACAAAAACAAAACUCACUCCUUCAUCCUGGAGCUGGAGCAAGGAUCCCAAGAGGCUCUCAAGCAACGUUCUCUGGGCAAAUUUGACCGCCAGCCACGGAAAGAACGCAAAGAGAAGGAGCAAAGCUUGUCUGAGGAGCGUAGCAAGCUCAAGAAGAAACCAGAGUACCCUGCUGAUGAUUCAUCUCUGAGCGAAGCUGCGAAGGUUACCUCUGACGAGAAAGAGAAGAAGCUGAAGAUGAAAAGCGAGAGGAAACUGAGUACUUCUGCGAAAGACCUGAAGAGUUCAGGCUCUGAUGUAGCACCUGAGGAGGGCUCCAGAGACAAGAAGAUGAAGGCUUUGUCAGUUGAGAGCACAAAGGUGGAUAAGAACAGGGACAAAGACAAAAUCAAAGAGAAGGAAAAGCUUAAAGAGAAAUCUCUAAUUAAAGGUGAGGCCAAGGUGCUGUCACGCCCAGAUUCUGCCGGGUCUAAGGAGCGAUCGGAUAUGGAGCCGGGAUCUGAGGGUGGCAAGAAGAGAGAGAAACACAAGGAUCUCCUGAAGAGAUCCAAGAGCCACAGUGAAGACAGACAAGGUGACAAAUCCAAAUCUAAAGCCGACAACAGAGAAGGAGAGAAACCAAAGUCCUGCUCUGAUGCCAACAAGGACCCCAAAAGAGUCAAACCAGAAAAGGAGAAAACGCUUCAGAGAUCCAAAUCCAGAGAAGAAACCAAGACGCCAGUGCUAUCCAAGAUGGAGAAGAAGAGUGUAGAAGGGAAACAGAUGCUCAAAAGUGAGAGCGUGAAGGAGAAGAAACAGAAAGUUUCUGAUUCACCGCUUCCUGAGAAAUCUGAGGCAAAGAAGAAAAAGAUGGAUAAGAAGGAAAAAGCAGAAAAGAAAGAGGAAAGUCAUAAGGAGAAGAAAGCUUCCAAGGUGGUUUCCAAGUCAGAGGAGCACUUGAAGAAAGAAACACUUCUUCCAGACACCAGCACUGACUCGGAGCCUGUCGCCAACCCCGCCAUCACCUCUGAUGAUACGUGCGAUGCCUUGAGUGACAUCACACCGGAACCAUCAGAGUGUGAGGCGGAGCCACAGCCCCGGCGCAUGAUGCCGAUCGAGGCAGACGCACUGCUGACACUUAUGGACGUCUGCACCUCGGCAGAGGCCAGGCUUCCUGAAACCCGGCUGGAUCAUGUGACCCUGCUGGACGCCGACUUGAAGAUGAAGGAGGCAGCCCUGGCUCUGCUGUCCAUGGACCCAGACAGCGCUCUGCCGACCAGCUUCAUCCACACGGAGCCAGGACAAGGACCAGCUACUGCUGAAGUCAUGGAGGCGACUGCUGAUGACUCUACUAAUGUACCCACCACAGGUGAACUGCCCCCUGCUGAGCACACACCGGGCACUUCAGGAGAGCCAAAGAUCCAAGACAUUGAAAUGGAGGUCUCAGUGGGUGAGACAGCUGAAAUCCUCCCCCCUCAGGAGGAUUUAAUCGUCAUAGCGGAGGCAGAGGAAGGUGAACCUUUGGAAGUGACGCCUGAAACGCAACCUGAUAUCGAACCAACAGCACCACCUGCUGGUGACGAUGAUGAAGCUUCCAAGAAAGCUGAAGAAGUCGACCGUAACAACGAAUCUCUGUCGGAAAGUUCCUGCGCUCAAGAACAAACCCAGCAAGAAGAUGCACACUCCAAGAUGGACAUUAUGGUGGAAGAAGUGGCACAUGCCGAGGGGCAGGCAGAGAUGGACGUGGAUAACAGUGUUCAGGUGGACAAACAGGAGGCUGCUGCAGCCGACGGGGUUCUUGUAACGAAAAGUGAGGACCACCAAUCAUCAGACCUAAAUGUUCCAGAGGAAAAAGAAGCUGAUGAACAUUCGGAGGAGAAAAGUGGCAGAGGUUCACCUGCGGCGACGGCGCAGUGUGAAGAGGCCAGAGAGUCAAUUGAGGUGGAGGUGGAAAAUAAUGUGGACCAGUCUGAUGAAACCAGCAAUAGUGAACCAGGCCAAACCUCUGCAACAGAAAAAGACAUUGGUGCCUCUGCACAUCAGAAGGAGUUGGAUAUGGCUGAAGAGGAGAGGAUGGAGGGGAGGCUGUCCAUGCAGACUGUUCCAGAAGAGACAGAUCUAAGUGGAGACACGAGUAAACCAACAGAGCAGCCAACAGCUGAGGUGGAACCAUGCAGUUUGAAGGAGAAGGAAGAGGCUCAUGACAGUAAGCCAGAGGUUUUGCCUGCUGUCGCUGAGUCAUCAAGUAAUGUCUCUGGUUCAGAAAGCCAGGAAGAUGAGAAGGCAUCAGCCCCGUCUUUGAAGGAGGAGAAGGUGGUGGGAAGAGGAAGGCGAAAGAGAAAGAGAAAACCGUUCAGUCCGACUGUUGCUGAGGGGCGAGAAUCUGGGGAGGAAACGGGAACAAAGAAAACACGAGAGGAGACCUCAGUGGUGGAAUCCGACAAGCAGAAGGUUGUGGAGGUGAAAACACCACGCAGAGGUCGACCACCCAAAAACACUGAAGAAUCGCAGAAACUCAAAGCAGAAGAGCCGAAGAGGCCUGAGGAUCCCCCUGUUCGGAGAGGGAGACGCUCCGCAGCUGCAGUCCAGGAGACUUCAAAUGGAACUCCUAAGCGGAAGGAGGAGGAGACUGAGACUCCCACAAAAUCUACAGACCCUGAAAACCAGGUUGAGGAGGCGGCUGCUCCUCAGACCAGUCAGGCACAGGCAGUACCUGGAGGGAGUGAUGCUGCUGGUGGAGCAGUGGAGGAUGUGACUGAUAACAAAGAUGAGGAGAACCCAGCGAACGUCUUGCCUGAGGAACCAACAGCAAGCAGAAAGAUGGUUGAAGAGGAGAGUGGGUCCCAAGCAGAAGCUCCUGCAGAAGACUUGUCAUUGGAAAGGAAAACACAAGAAGAGCAGGGGGAAACAGUAGAGGACAAACAGGCUCCAAAGGAACAAGACGACGGGGUGCAGGAGCAGUGUGCUGACAAGGCCAAGGAAGACGAUGUGAGUCAGUCCAACACUGAUGGGGGCGCAGCAGGUGUCUGCACUGAGAACAAACCUGAUCAGGAGAAGCAUAAAGAAGAACAGGAGACGAUCCAGAAGAAACCAGCUCGCCGUGGACGACCACCAAAGGCAGCAGCUGCAGCAGUCACUACAGAUAAUUCAGACAAGACGGAGGAAAAAGAGGGUGAGCAGAAUGAAGGUGAGGAGGACGAGGAUGACACCAAAACUAGAGCGACCACCCGGUCGGCAUCUCGCCUGGUGGCUGAAAGGAACAAGCCUAGUAAACCGUCGACCCGAGCAAGUCGACAGAGCGGUAAAGACGAGAGCGCCGCUGGCAGCCGCGGGACGAGAGGCCAGGCUGCGGCAGCGGCAGCCACCAAGGGGGGCCGCAAACGGGAGGCAAGCCCUCCUGCUGCGCGGACACGGGGAGGACAGAAACCAGAGGAGCCCCCUUCCAAGAGAGCCAAGCGUUAAACUCCCUGGCUGCUCUCUCCUGACUGAGCUUUUUUUAUGUCGGCGAACCUGCGAGGUUUCGUCAUACAGCAACCUGCUGUAUUUUCUACACUUUCUUUUUCAGUCUAACGUUACGGCAAACAUGCGGUCGCCCCAAGAGCCUCCCAUACCUGCAGAUCUCCAUCUACAGGUCCAAUGAAAAGAGCACCAUUGCUUGUGGAUUAGAUUAUUUUACUAUUCAUUCUGUGAAUGACUAGAGAUGUUUGCUCCUUAUUUUAAAUGUUUUUAUACUAAAUUCUUUUGUCUUUUUUUUUUUUUACAUACACCUGUGACAUGUUUUGUUUUAUAAACUUAUUUUUUAGGAAUUCCACUGUAAAACAUCAUUCUUUAUUAAAAAAGAAAAGAACAAGCUCUACAUCUUUACAUCUUAUUUCAACUGAAAAUAUUGAAAUUACAGAUCAAAUUUGGUUGUGUGCAUAUUUCACUGACACUAAUAACAUUUAUGACAAAUAUAUUGAUCAUUUUUACAGUGCUUCUCAGUUUUUAUUGGCUCACAUUAUGAUGCACUUAUGCUAAUGUAUCCUUCAGUGGAGCACAUGUGGAGAAUUGACACCAAGUUCUCUGCUGUACUGAACACACUUUUCCAACCAUUCCUGUGGGUUCCUAAUUUUUCACUUAGAGCUUUGACUUCAAGGUAUUUCCUGCUGCUGAAAUUCAAGUCUUAAAACUUUGAUUUACUAAGAAUUGGCCCUUACUUUGUCGCCAGUUUUUUUUUUUUGUUUGGUCAAUGAAAAACAUGUCUCCAUUCAAACCACACUUUUAUUAUCGUUGUUUCUUUGUCGUCCAAAAAUCACUCUGGCAGUUGGACCUUUGACGCAGAGAUUCAGCAGUUUGAGGAAAUUUAAUAUUGCUGCGUAAAGGUACUGUUGAGAUGGUAAAUGACACCGAGCCCAUAAUGAGAAUGGAGUCUAGGAGUAAUUGACCUAUUUACUCAGCAAAAUAUCAGCAAUAUAGUUUAACACUGCCUGGGUUGACCUCCGCAUUAAUGGUUUAAAAACAUGAGAAUGCCACGAUGAGUCAGGGACAAUAUAUCAAGCUAGAAUUUAAACUUGUGUCAUGGUGGGUGCGACUACUACUGAGGCCUUUCUGGCUGAGGUAUGUUGCCUCCAGCGCCUCCUGGUUAUUUCCUCUGGCUGCCAUCCACUUGGAAUGACUGGACAACCUGGCGUCCAGAGGUCGUCUUGACUUGAUCUUCGAGUAACAGUCGGGUGCUGUGGCUCCUCUAAAGCCUGUUGAACCAUGGACUCACAGGGUCCAGCAUUCUUCCCCACUGCUCAUGCGCAAUGUUGCAUCCACGAUGUCUGUUACAAGAGGUGAACGCAGCAUUUAACAAGCGAGAACUGGGGUCAGAGGAAUCAAGGGAUGUAAU